CUGCUCGCGCUUUUCUCUCCUUGUCCAAGAUGGCGGUGGUCGGCGGCGCUGAGGCGGGAUCCGAGCGAGCCCAGUGAAGAGCUUUGUUGAACUAGCUGUCGCUGCAAAACCUGCCGGGAGAGUCCCGUUGGUUUGCCGUGGGGCCCGCAAAAAAAAAAAAAAAAAAAAAAACCACGGUGGUCCCGGGGGCUGUUGGUCUUAUCACCCGGUGUUGCGUGUGUCCCGUGCGUGCGGCCGCUACGAUCGCGCCUCCGUAGGGGCAGUCUCCUCCACACAGGCCCAUUUUCCCUCCACAACUACUUGUAGAUUCACUGCAAUUUUUUUUUUUUUUUACUAUUAUGCAAAAGAAAAAGAUCUGCCUCCCUCCCCUUUCUGUUGGCUGAGUUGGUGGCUCCUAGCAGAAUAAGUAAAAAAAAUAAAUAAAAAUAAAAGCUGACUCGAGAUCGGACAUAGAGCCUGUUGAUCGGAGGAGGCUUGUGAGUAAUCGGCACUGCUGGUGUGUGGUCAGCGUGCGGUGACCGCCAUGGGAGGAUUCAGUGCCCAUCCCAGGCUGCCGGCAUCCCUGCUGCUUCCAGAGCUGGCAGGGGCUGUGAGUGCUGCAUAGGUAGGUCCUUGGACAAGGUGGGGGGGGCCCAGAAUUCGGAGUCGAUGUGUUGGGACCUUGGAGGGAACAUGAAAAGCAGAAGACAUCAGCUGCUCGGAUCCUAGGAGUGACAGCAGCAGAACUUCAGAAACUGGCCAGCGCUGGAAGCGCGUCUGCCUUUGCCUGCCUCGUCUGAGUCCUUCAAGGCACGUGGGGAGGAGAGAGCCUGGGAGCUGGGGCGAGGCGCCCUCACCCUGGACCGCACUGCUUCUGGGGGUUUCACUGGCUGCGGCUGUACAUGGCUUCCCCUGAAUCGUCUUUGUCAGUGCUCAUUUAUAUUCUGGGAUGAAGAUGGUUAGAGAUGCCUGGGGCUCAUCGCACCUCAAAACUCACCUCCAAAGCUUCUCCAGUAUUUGUGGCUUGAGUUUCCGGGAUAACAGGACACCACAUCUGAUGAUUUGACCUUUUUCCCUCGUUCCAUUGGCCAUGCUGAAAGCCCGUGCUGGAUGUAGCCUGUAUCAUCUACAAGUGGAAGAGCGCCUUGGCUGCCCUUGUUCACAUCCUAAAGAAAAUCCCAGGAGAGCGGUUUAGUCGUGAGCAGAUUUCACCAGUACCUGGUCCUGUAGACGGGAAGGCGCCUGGACACAGUGACACAUUCUCAAAGGCCCUGCAGGACCGCCAUGGCUUAUGAUGACUCCGUGAAGAAAGAAGAUUGCUUCGAUGGUGACCACAGCUUUGAGGACAUAGGACUCGCAGCCGGCCGAAGCCAACGAGAAAAGAAACGUUCUUACAAAGACUUCUUAAGGGAAGAGGAAGAAAUUGCUGCUCAGGUCAGGAAUUCUUCCAAGAAGAAGUUAAAGGACAGCGAACUCUACUUCUUGGGGACGGACACGCACAAGAAGAAGAGGAAGCACUCUGAUGACUACUACUAUGGAGACAUUCCGUCUUUGGAAUCGUCACAGAAGAAAAAGAAAAAGUCCAGCCCGCAGUCUGCCGAUAGCGCCAUGGACCUGCUGAAAGCUAUAACUUCCCCAUUGGCGGCAGGCUCCAAGCCCUCCAAAAAGUCAGGGGAGAAAUCUUCCAGCUCUUCCAGUCACUCGGAGAGCAAAAAGGAACACCAUAGGAAGAAAUUCAGUGGGAGCAGUGGGGAGCUGUCCCUGGAAGAUGGGGGCUCCCACAAACCCAAAAAGAUGAAGCCUCUCUAUGUGAACACAGAGACACUCACCCUUCGCGAGCCUGAUGGUUUAAAGAUGAAACUUAUUCUCUCACCAAAGGAGAAAGGAAGCAGCUCAGUUGAUGAGGAGUCUUUCCAGUACCCCUCUCAACAAGCAACUGUGAAAAAACCCUCAAAGAAGUCAGCUCGGGACGAGCAAGGUGCUUUACUCCUGGGACACGAGUUACAGAGUUUUCUGAAAACAGCCCGGAAGAAGCACAAGUCCUCCUCGGACCCGCAUUCAUCUCCCGGCCCAGAAGGCUGUGGCUCGGACGCCUCCCAGUUCCCAGAAUCCCACAGUGCUAAUCUGGAUCUUUCGGGGCUUGAACCUAUUCUAGUAGAAUCAGACUCCUCCUCCGGUGGGGAGCUAGAGGCCGGGGAGUUGGUGAUAGAUGAUUCUUACCGGGAAGUCAAGAAGAAAAAGAAGUCCAAGAAGAGCAAAAAGAAGAAGGACAAGGAGAAGCACAGGGAGAAGCGUCACUCCAAGUCCAGGAGGAGCUCGGGACUUCCGGCUGCCGUGGUGGGCGAGGUCCCUGUGGCGCCUGGCCCUCCUCCCAGCACCCCGUACCCUGCAGCUGCUGCCACACCCCCACCACUUCCUGGCCUCCACACAGACGGGCAUAGUGAGAAAAAAAAGAAAAGAGAAGAGAAGGAGAGAGAAAGGGAGAGAGGAGAAAAGCCAAAAAAGAAGAACAUGUCGGCCUACCAGGUGUUCUGUAAAGAGUAUCGUGUAACCAUUGUGGCUGACCACCCAGGUAUAGAUUUUGGGGAACUUAGUAAAAAACUGGCUGAGGUGUGGAAGCAACUGCCAGAAAAGGACAAACUGAUUUGGAAGCAGAAAGCUCAGUAUCUACAACACAAGCAGAACAAAGCGGAAGCUACAACUGUGAAGAGAAAAGCGUCCGGCUCCGAAGGGUCCGUGAAAGUGAAAGCUGCUUCUUCAGGAGUACUGUCACCCCAGAAGAAGUCCCCGCCCACCACCAUGCUGCUACCAGCCUCGCCAGCCAAAGCCCCUGAGACCGAGCCCAUUGAUGUUGCUGCUCACCUGCAGCUCCUGGGCGAGUCCCUCAGCCUCAUUGGCCACCGCCUGCAGGAGACAGAGGGCAUGGUGGCUGUGUCUGGCAGCUUGUCAGUGCUUCUGGAUUCCAUCAUCUGCGCACUGGGCCCCUUGGCAUGUCUGACCACACAACUGCCUGAAUUGAAUGGCUGUCCCAAACAGGUCUUGUCAAACACACUAGACAACAUUGCUUACAUCAUGCCUGGACUGUGACAGCAAAGCAUCCUGGGACAGAAACCUUGUCCUAUCCCCUUGCUGGUUUGUGUAUAUAUAACUGUUCCAGACCCCUCCGCUGGCCUCUGGGUGUAGGUUUUAAAUUUUUAUAUAUCUAUACACACAUAUAUAUAUAAUGUACAAUAUAUACAUAAGACUGUAACUAUGUUGCUUUUAAUAAUUUGAUGAAAUGACAAAGGUUUAGCCAAGAGGAAACUUUGGCUUGAAUGUGGGCUUGGGAUUCUUUUUUUCUCCUAUGGUGGACAAAUCUGCCUUAAAAAUCAGUGUAACCUGGGGGCUGGGGGCUUGUCUGGGUGCCAAGUGCAUCUCUAUACGGACAGCUAAAAUUUUCUUUCCAAGCUCAGCUACACCUCCAGACUCAUCACUGACCAUUUGCCUUACCUGUCUUACAGUUAGAAACGUGAUAGAAAAGAUUAUGGGAGGAGGCCAAUUGACUAAAGUACAAAACCUUUCAACCUGAGGUGACCUAGGUGGAAGGUGACAAAACCAUUCCCAUUGUAGUUAUUAAGAUGGCUUGGGUGAACUGAGUAGGGGUUCAUUCCAGUUCCUACAAUACAGGCGUCCAUGUCUCCAAUCUUAUUGUAAUCUUAUUGUAAUCAUUGGUACCAUUGGUGGCCUCAGUAGAGGCCGCAGAGUGAAUUUGAGCCCUGGCAGCAAAAACUACCUUAGAAAGGACAAAGCUGCUGGUGCCACCAGUUGAGCCUGCACGUGCUCUGAGCUGACCCAGAGUGUCUGGUGUGCACAGCUAAGAGCUGGUGUCUCAUUGGCAGCAGUAGGUUGGCCACAAAGUCCUUGCAAGGUCUGCUCUGCCCAGCAGUUGUGGAAGGUAAACCUGCCCGGCGUGAUUCCUGGGCCCCUCUUACUCGUCCCGCUCGUGGGCAGGUGCAGUCUGUUCUGCAUUCCACAUGGAAGUGAACUGCAAAAAAGUGUGCUCACGUGGGUUUAUUUAUAUGUGUGUGUGAAUGUGUAUUUUAAUUAUGUGUAUUUAACUCUUUAAAAUCUCUCAGACCUUAAUUUAUCCUGUAAAUUUCUGUGUUGUAUAUAUAAUUUAAUAACAAAGCCUCCACCAGCAACAGCAUGUGGAAGACACAAAUUUAUCUUUUCUCCCUUUCUUCCUCCCCCGAUCUGUUCCAAAACUCCCAAGUCGUCUGUAUUUUAAGGUAUUGUACCUCAAAAAGGAGUCAUUAUGUUGGGAUUCUGAUUCUUUAUGAAGAACUUCAUGGCCUCCAAUUAUGUCAGGAAAGUGGAAGAAAAAGGCCUGUGACCGUUCCCAGCUGCCCUGCCCUCCCGAGACCAGGCUGGGCUUCCUAGUGGCUGAGAGAGAGCUGACCACUGCAGGGUUGACGCUGCCUCUGAGACCGAGUGGGGAGGUCACCGUGCUUCCCUCCGGCCCGGGUGGAGUUCCACAGCAUCCAGGUGAAUCCGGGGUGCGGUGCAGCCGGCCUGCCUCCUCCUCCCCAGGCGAAUCCGGGGUGCGGUGCAGCCGGCCUGCCUCCUCCUCCCCACAGUGGUAUCACCGGGCUGUGCUUCUUGAAAGAAUUGUGGCUGCUGAAUUGCUCUCUCGCCCAUAGCGCAUUGGGGUUUAGUGAGGGGAGCAGGAAGAGAGGGAUGUUCAAGAACCAAAAUCAGGGACAGAAGUCAGCUGGAUCGCAUCUGUCAGGGCCGUAAUACUCGGGUCAGGUUCCUGUUUGACACAAGGUGAUGGGGCAGGGAGUGGGGGCUGGAACAAACCGGUCCUGCCGCUGUCAUAUGUGUGCGUUGAUGAAAUCCUGGGGAGGACCUGCUUUUUGUUGUUUGUUUUCCUUUGAAACCCAGCCCUAUUGUAUUUGUAUUUAAAAUUUGUACACAUUUGUAUAAUAAUCUGUACCUUGUGGUAUUUGGUACUAUUAGAGGAAAAUCUUUGGAUUCAGACCUUCUUGCAGUUUUUAUAUCAUUGUUUUAUUUUGUUUUUUAAAUAAAUUCUAGUGGUUUGAUCCAAAUCCCAUUAUGGUUGUAUAAAGAAAUAAG
Lepus europaeus (European hare) is the source of this 5094-nucleotide messenger RNA. It is a transcript of the gene HMGXB4, whose product is annotated as HMG-box containing 4. Bases 1264 to 3066 code for a protein of 600 amino acids. The record is from RefSeq and is a predicted model, not a curated record. NCBI's taxonomy places the organism in Eukaryota, Metazoa, Chordata, Mammalia, Lagomorpha, Leporidae. The transcript has 12 exons.